Messenger RNA from Dreissena polymorpha, 1443 nucleotides. RefSeq names its product sex peptide receptor-related protein 2-like. NCBI's taxonomy places the organism in Eukaryota, Metazoa, Mollusca, Bivalvia, Myida, Dreissenidae. The coding region runs from base 1 to 1443 and encodes 480 amino acids. Gene Ontology annotation, cellular component: membrane. Gene Ontology annotation, biological process: G protein-coupled receptor signaling pathway. Gene Ontology annotation, molecular function: G protein-coupled receptor activity. The transcript has a single exon. The record is from RefSeq and is a predicted model, not a curated record.
AUGUAUGCCUUAGAGAUUACACGUUUUGCAGUUCAGAGGAUUCUAGUGCCUAUUUUGACCGCCAUUGGCCUUGUAGGAAAUGCGAUUAGUAUUUGCGUUUUGACUCAUAAAUCAAUGGUAUCCUCCACCGACUGUUAUUUAACAGCCUUGGCCGUGUUUGAUACAUUAUAUAUAAUUUCCAGCUUCACGUUAAGUCUGCGCCAUUAUCCCGCUGUUGACGAAACCAUUUUAUAUCAAUUAUGGUAUCCGUUUGGUAAAGCUUUGACAGACGCAUGCAGUAACGUGUCCGUGAGUUUAACGGUCACAUUUUCGCUGGAACGGCUUGUCGCCGUGUAUUACCCUAUGAAAGGACGAGUAUUGUGUACACCAAAAAGGGCAAAACUGAUUGCUUCUCUCGUUUCGGCGUUUGCAAUUAUGUGUACAGUACCUGAGUUCUUGGAGGUUAAAGUCGUUGCUGUGACUGAGAGGAACACAACCGUGUAUACAAUAGUAGAUACUGAAAUGGCGAAUACAGUUGCAUAUAAGCUCGGCUAUGUGAAUUUUGUAAUGUUUAUGUUUACGAUUAUUCCAACAGGUCUUCUAUUUACGUGUAACGGCUUACUUUUAAAAACAGUAUACCGAGCUACGCGCAUUCGUAGAUCCAUGACACGUAUUCCCACAAGACAAAACAACAGAAGACAGAAUGAACAAAACCGUAUCACCCUCAUGCUCGUUGGUGUUGUAGUGGUUUUUCUUAUAUGUCAAUUUCCAAACGCAGGUCUAAUGCUAUACUGGACUUAUAUCCGAUGUUAUUCCUUAAACAUGACUACCUAUCAACACAAUGCUGUGCGAAUUGCAGGCAACGUGGUGAAUCUGCUAAUACUUGUCAAUUCAUCAAUGAAUUUCAUGUUAUACUCAGCAAUGAGCACAAAGUUUCGAAGAGUAUUUAUGCGAACGUUCUGUUACUGUGAUCGCAACGGUAUAGACAACUUUAGUAAAACUGAACUGAGCUUCUACAAAGGCAAAUCGAUGCGUGGGUCAGAAAUACCAUUCAGGUUCCGGUCCCAUCGUGCUACAAAAGGAACAAAGGAGGAAGGCGUACAAACAUAUCAGCAUCGAACAAGGAGAAAUAAUAACACUUGUAAUAGAUACCACUUAACAUACAAAAAAAGAACAUUCGUACCGGAGCACAAAGGUUCUUUGUCUAUAUCAAGUUCUCCAAAAGACUCCUCUCGUAACAACCAAUAUUCGCCGAUUAUUUUGAGAAGAGCUAAAUGUAAACAUAAUGGCAACGGAACCAAUCGAGCUGUUCGCGUCGAAUGCCCAUUCUUGGACGCUGACAUUUCGGAGGAACAGACGCUCGUUUCGUCCAAAGAUGCCACACCGAUGACGUAUGACGAUAUGUACACUAUUAAGCUAACUGUAAAACGUCAUCGUGGUGAUUUAUGCGAUUCGCAGCUAUAA